AUGCUAUUCUUCCGCGGCGGAGUUAACAGUCCGCGCCGGCGCAACCAAGAAAAAGCAAUCUUCUGCACCAUUCUCAUCAUCUACGCUCUGUACUUCCUCUUCUUCGCUGGGAGCUCCGAUCCGAAACGCUCAGAGACGUCUGCUGAGGAUGCGGUGAAGGGAGGCCCGCAUCGGGACUCGCGGUCGGGGAAGGCUUCCCCGUCCGCCUCGGCUUCGCGACAGCCUCAGACCUUGGACAAGGACAUGGUGGUGGCUAGUAUGAAGGGAGACGAUGUCUCAUGGCUGUACACAUACUUUCCUGAGUGGCAUAAAAGCAUCUACGUGGCGGACGACAAGAAAGCGCCGUUGACGGUGGCUUUGAAUAAGGGGAGGGAAUCGAUGGUGUAUCUGACAUAUAUAAUUGAUAAUUACGACAAUCUUCCCGACUCGAUUCUUUUCAUCCAUUCCCAACGAUACCAAUGGCACAACGAUGACCCCUACUACGAUGGUGUGCCCGUUCUUCGCAACUUCCAGGUCCCAUAUCUCCAAAAACAAGGCUACGUGAAUCUGCGCUGCGCCUGGGUCCUGGGCUGUCCGGCGGAGAUUCAUCCCCUCAGUGAUACGCAUCGCAACGACGUCCACGCAGGAGAGUACUUUAAGACAGGAUUUAUGGAACUGUUCCCCGGGGCGGAGGUCCCUGAAGAAGUGGGGGUUUCAUGUUGCGCGCAAUUCGCCGUCACACGCUGGAAGAUCCGCGAGCGGCCGAAGAGUGACUAUGUGCGGUACCGCAAAUGGUUGGCUGAGACGACGUUACCCGAUGAUCUCAGUGGACGGAUCAUGGAAUACUCAUGGCACAUGAUCUUCGGCAAGGGCCCCGUCUACUGUCCCACGGCAGAAGAAUGCUACUGCAAGGUAUUCGGACUAUGCAAUUUAGAUUGUCCGACGGAGGGAGACUGCGCUGGCCGCUAUGUUCUCCCGCCAUACUCUUCUCUUCCCAAGGGAUGGCCCUAUAUCGGCUGGAAGGGUCAGAAGCAGGACCCUAGCAAGGGACUCCCGGAGGCUUGA
This is a messenger RNA of Aspergillus tubingensis, 1044 nucleotides long. Its product is annotated as DUF3431 domain-containing protein. The record is from RefSeq and is a predicted model, not a curated record. Bases 1 to 1044 code for a protein of 347 amino acids. The transcript has 3 exons. Lineage: Eukaryota; Fungi; Ascomycota; Eurotiomycetes; Eurotiales; Aspergillaceae.